AUGGCCCUGCAAGGAGUCGCUCUGGGCCCCGGUUGCAGGCCCAGGGCCUGCAGAGCCUUUAGCUCUGUGCCUCAUCCCCUCCUGGCCCCGCCUGGCCACGUGCUAGCUUCCCUCCCCUUUCUUCGGCUCUCCGUCUGGGCCCCAGACACUGGAGUUUCAUUUCGUUUUACCCUUACUUUUUGGUUUGCUUUCCCUUUGUCCUUUCUGUUUAUUUUUUCCCAAUUUUCUUUUACUCUGUCUCUUCUUGUCACAGCUUUCCUCCAUUUCACCUCCUCAUUGCUGUUUUUCUCCCUGGCUUUCCGAGUGUGUCUGUUUUCCCACGUUCUGGGAUGCAGUCUCGUUGGUUUGGGCUUAGUCUCCCUCCUAAGCGCUCCUUUCAUGGGGGGAUGGACAGGGAUGGCAGGAGGCGCGAGCGCCCUGGGCAGCAUCACUGAGAUUGAUGCUGAUGACUGGCUGUCUGGAAGAGAAGGCAGGCAGGGCUGGGACGGAGGCGAGCUCCUUGGAAGUCCCAGCAUCUAUAGAGAUCGCAAAGACCUCUUUGUCCCUUCUUCCAGAAGCCUCUGUCCAAACCAGGGCUGCAGCUCUGGGGGCUUCUACCUGGGCUUCUGCUGCUGGAUGCACGUUCCAUGCUGUGGCUAGUCAGCCACUUCAGAGCACUGGGUUUCCUUAGGACCGAGCCCUGAUUUAAGAAAAAAGCCCCCUCGUUUUUAGCCCAGCAUUAAAGGGUUUGGUUCCUGCUGUUUCUAUCAUUUCAAAGCCCCAGCACAGGUAUUUAAGAGCCAACUGCCACGCUUGUGGGGGUGAGGGAGGCUCUUUCUAGUUGGGUCCUGUGGAGCCUCCCUGUGGAUGCGCAUGUGUCAUGAGGCCUGGAGCCGCCAGGUUGACUCCGAGACCCCAUCAAAUGGGAUGUUCUUCUAGAGUUCGUCCUUUAUUGAGUGUUUAUUGCAUGUCACAUGUCACGCAUGGGCUUGUGGAGCCUACCCACUCUACAGAUGAGGAACCAGGCUCAGAGGAGUGAGCAGUGUGACCGAAGUUACUGAGCCUGUCUGUAGCCGGGUUGGGAAUCCCACUUUGAUAAAUCCGAUACUUAACCCUUACUCUGAACUAUCAUUGUUUUCCUGCUAAACUUUUAUAGCAGAGGCUUUCAAAUUUGGGGGACUUCAACCCACAGUCAGAAUUUCAUUUUAUAUGUUCACAUCCUAUAUAUAUUUAUAAAACAAACUUUUCACGGAACAAUGUACCCCUAUAUCUCUGGAGUAUUCUAAAAUUUUCUAUUCUGUUCCAUCUUUUGCACUGCAUUCUAUUUAUGAAAAAUCUUGGUUGGUUGGGAGUCACUGAGGUAAUGUCAUGACUCACUAAUGGGUCACGACUAACACUGGAAAAUACUGCCUGUGAGACAUGCAAACCCUUUUGUUGGUGUUGUGCUGCUGAGCCGCUUGUGCUAUCUGUGGACUGUGGACUGGAUAGGGCCGUGGACUGGAGAGCACUCUGAACCCUGGGCAACUGAGAAGAAGAGGUGGCUGCAGGGCAGGGGUGCUGUUAAUUAUGCUAAUGACAGCUUGUGCUUCUCAGACUGGGAACUGUCCUCUUUCACUGGGGGCCUGGUCACCUGAGGGGCAUGCCCUGAGGGCCCUAUCAUCUCUCCAGGUUUUCUUUCCUCCCUCUCUCCUUUCUUUCUUUCUUUCUUUCUUUCUUUCUUUCUUUCUUUCUUUCUUUCUU
Messenger RNA from Sus scrofa (pig), 1719 nucleotides. NCBI's taxonomy places the organism in Eukaryota, Metazoa, Chordata, Mammalia, Artiodactyla, Suidae. The record is from RefSeq and is a predicted model, not a curated record.